Molecule: messenger RNA, 1472 nt
Organism: Galleria mellonella (greater wax moth)
Lineage: Eukaryota; Metazoa; Arthropoda; Insecta; Lepidoptera; Pyralidae
Exons: 2
Coding region: 394-1212 (272 amino acids)
Source: RefSeq, a predicted model, not a curated record
UUCAAGUUUGAUGAUAGGACAAAAGAACCUAAGAUAACAAUAUAAUAGUAGAUAAACAUUGUUCCAUACACUAAUACGCUCCUGUUCGGCGUCCGUACUGUAAACACGUACGGUGGUUGCGUGGCGAUGGCAGCGCGCCGCGGGUACCAGCCACCGCGCCACUCCGCGCUCGGCGCCCGCCAGUCAGCAGUUGGCUGCCACCUCCGCCCGCCCGGCGCUCGCGAGUCACGGACCUUGCCUGCUGCAAAGCUCUGCUCUAGUUCACUUCCUCACAGAAGAUAUAUAGACAUACCAAUACAAGAAAACGAACGCCCAGCAAAGAUACAAUUCGCUCUCAUUUGUCUCAUUUAUCUAAACACAACUCUCCCUUUAUGCCUGUAACUGAAAUCAACCAUGAACACGCAUAGAUCGGACGCUUCCACAUCUACUGAUGAUGACAUGAAGGAACGUCCGCUGUGCCUGUUCUACUUCACGCACCCGUUCGGCGUACUGUCCCCGGAGCCGCCCACCGUGACCGCGGCGCCGGCGCACGUCGCGCGCGCCUUCAUCAACAUGGAGCCCGUCUCACCUUUCCACUUCUGGAACACCUCCACGAACGAGUCUUACAACACGGCCACCACCGUCACGAGCGUCCCAAACGAGCCCAGCGCCUCCACCUCCAAGCUCAAGUAUGACUUGGGUAAAACAACGGUUCACAAGAAUCCUGUUAACCUCGUGAGUGUUGCUAGAACUCGCAAGUGUACCAUCGACUUUGGGCCCGGGCGUGAUGCGGUAUCGUCCUCGUUAUUUUCCAGUGAUAUCUGGAUCAGUUCCAGUUCUAGCUCCAAGAGUUACGAAUACACUCGACGAAUUAUACCGUACCACAGAAUCCUGCCGCCUCUACAGUUACCGCCCCCGAAGGACGCCUCGUCUUGGGAGAGUUCCGACGACAACACGUGGCCCGUGAAGUAUAUAAAUCGUGAAAAGUUUUCUUUGCCCCCGAUCGAAAUGCCAACAGCCAGAGACAGUGAGGAUAUUAUGAGGACUAAACACGUGCGCGCAGCAGACUCAGUGUCGAGCGUUGAUAGUGUGAGUGGUAAAGUGAAGUGCAGGAGAAGAUUGGGAGUGAAGAAACAUAGAAAACGAGUGCAGUUGAGCGGCGUGCGGCGGAUGGUCACCUGCCUAAUGCGGAGGACGGUCAGAGGUAUACUUUUACAUUUACAUCGAUACUAAGAAUAUUAAAGGCGCGUAACUGUUUUGCGAUUUUUUUAAAUACCUACACAGAUACCUACAUCUAAACUAGCUCUUUUUUACGUCAAUGCAUGAUUUAGAGGAUUUUUAUCGUCAGAGAAACUCCCACGUGCUUUAUUUAAAAAAAUGUACUAUAAAGGUGUUAUCCCUUACAAUGGAUUUAAAGAGUCUAUUUUUGUAAAAGGCGAGAAAUUUAGGUACUGUUAUUAAAAUAUUUCCUUUCGCUGCAGUUCAUUCUUCCU